GGAAUUAACGCCCCAGGAUUCCUCCUCCCCCUCCUCUCGUGUACGCUGAGAAUCACACGUUCACCAUGGAUCCGACAUCGGUUCAGGAGCAAGUGCCGUCGCACGGCGGCGCCGACACUCCCCAGGAGCCUCCUGCAAAGAAGAUGAAACUAGACGAUGCGCCGAGCACCGAUGCGCCUGUUGCUGUUGCAACACCUGCUGCCACUGCUGCUGAGGCCGACCCGCGGCUAAAGGGCGUCGCCCCGAUCAAGGCUGAGUAUCUGCUCCCGCGCUCCGAGAAAAGCCAGCCCACCCCCGAAGAGAACCAGGACGAUGCCGCCGAAGCCGCGCACCACGAUGGCCGCAACAACGAGAUGAAAGCCCACCAGUACCAGCAGCAGAAGAAGAACAAGAAGAAGACGGGCCAGAACACCAACCGCACCUUUGGCCGGUCGGAGGACGCGAAGGGUCUCUGCCCGAGCCGCAUGUUCCAGCCCGAGUUCUCCCCCGCCGAGUGCAGCUUCGGCGAGAAGUGUCGCUUCGAGCACGACCUGCGCACCUAUCUGAAAGAGCACAAGCGGGAGGAUUUGACGACCAUGAAUGGUGUCUGCCCGGUCUGGGACGUUCACGGCAAGUGCUUCUCCGGCUGGAAGUGUCGGUUCGUGGGCUCGCACUCCCAGGAGCGGGAGACCGAGGACGGGAGGAAGGAGUUGGUCCUGGUCGAGGAUGAAGAGCGCAAGAAGAAGGUGCAGCGGUUGGUGCCGCAUGCUUCGGAGGAGGGCGUGCUGAACAUUGCUGCCAUGGAAGAUAAGCUUGCUUUGGCCAGGAAGAAGAAGCAUUUGCCCAAGGCGGAGGCGUAUAGCAACUGGCUGGAGAAGACGAACAGGGCCAUUGAGAAGGACCUUCAUAAGCGGGAUCGUGUUGGUACUACGGAGGUGGAGGACCCCGCCAAGGAGGAGCUGGAGGACAACCGCGCGACCUACGUCGAGCCUCCUUUCCUUCCGUCGGAAAAGCGAAGGCUCUACUUCGGUCCUGAGACCCCCGCUUUGGCACCUUUGACGACCCAGGGUAACAUGCCCUUCCGCAGGCUCUGUGUUGAGCUCGGCGCGCAGCUUACCUACUCCGAGAUGGCCAUGAGUUUGCCGUUGAUCCAAGGACAGAAGUCGGAGUGGGCUCUGAUGAAGGCGCACGAGUCGGAGAUUGCCCCCCCUACUGUUUUCCCCGGAUCGGAUAUCGUACAGGACUACGACAACUCGAAGGACAUGAAGUUCGGCGCUCAGAUCGCGGCUAAUAAGCCCUGGCAAGCGUUCAAGGCUACAGAGGCCUUGUCGCAAAUGACACCGAAUCUGCGUGUCAUCGAUCUGAACUGCGGCUGCCCUAUUGACCUUGUCUUCCGUGAGGGUGCUGGCUCUGCUCUUCUCGAGCAUCCGUCCAAGCUCGAGAAGAUUAUCCGUGGCAUGAACACUGUUUCCGGGCAGAUCCCGGUAACUGUCAAGAUCCGUAUGGGAACUAAGGACAAUUCUCCUAACGCUCUGAAGCUGACUGAGCGCCUUCUUCUCGGCGGCUACGAGUCUCACCUUUUCGGUGGAGGUGGUGCUGGAGCUGCCGCUAUCACGCUGCACGGGCGGAGCCGGCAGCAGCGGUACACCAAAUCGGCUAACUGGGAGUAUAUUUCCGAAUGCGCUGCUCUUAUCAAGCGGCUGAAUGAGAAGACCGACGAGGUUGCCGACACUAUCCGGGAGCCAGACGCUCGCACGCAACCCAAUGGCGGAAAGGUUUGGUUCCUCGGUAAUGGCGAUUGCUAUUCUCACCUUGACUAUGAUGACCAUAUCAACAACGCCGGUGUCGACACCGUUAUGAUUGGUCGCGGAGCUUUGAUCAAGCCUUGGCUCUAUGAGGAAAUUCAAGCUGGCCAGUACCUUGACAAAUCCUCCAGUGAGCGUCUGUCAUACAUUGAGAAGUUCGCCAAGUAUGGCCUCGAGACGUGGGGAUCUGACGAGCAUGGUGUCGGCACGACCAGACGCUUCCUGCUCGAGUGGCUGAGCUUUGCCCGCCGCUAUGUGCCUCUCGGUCUGCUUGAAUAUCUCCCACCUCAGAUCAACGACAGACCUCCGGCUUUCCGGGGAAGAGAUGAGAUGGAGACCUUGAUGGCGAGUACCAACUACAAAGAUUGGAUCAAGAUCACGGAAAUGUUCCUCGGACCUGCUCACAAGGACUUCAAAUUCGAGCCCAAGCACAAGUCCAACUCGUAUGACGAAGCGGAAGGUUGAAUGAUCUGUAGACUAGAGACUAGACUUGAACACAAGCGAAUACUGUACAUACCACAUCUGUCAUCCACCUCUAGCCGGUUUGAAACUAUCGAGCAAGCCUCCGAAGUCGAGUCGCGGCUAUGACGCACUUGGUCCGGGGCUAUCGGCGACGGGGCUGAUCACGUGCAGCCUCUCAGCUUUCCGGGCGGUG
Molecule: messenger RNA, 2439 nt
Organism: Aspergillus homomorphus CBS 101889
Lineage: Eukaryota; Fungi; Ascomycota; Eurotiomycetes; Eurotiales; Aspergillaceae
Gene: dus3
Product: tRNA dihydrouridine synthase DUS3
Exons: 3
Coding region: 66-2249 (727 amino acids)
Biological process (GO): tRNA processing
Molecular function (GO): RNA binding; metal ion binding; flavin adenine dinucleotide binding
Source: RefSeq, a predicted model, not a curated record